CGGGGGAACACUAUGGACCAGAAUAUGGAACUGGGAUAUUUAGAAAGGAAAGAACUUAAACGUCGUUGAAUGUCGUCCGAACGAAUCAAAAGUACGUGGAAAAGACUUCGUUCGGGGGAGAGUUUAUCUCGCCUAUUUGCCGUGAAAGAACUGCAUUAGCUCGCUGUCCUAAGGCACUGGUUCUUGAGAAUCGAGCUGGCUUCACGAAAGGUGUACGAGGGCUACUGCAGCAGAACGCAGCAGCAUCAAUUUAGGUCUUCUAUUUCGUAUGCCUUGUCUGUACAACGAAUAACCUCCGUGAAUACGGAAUGCAUCUGGGUGAAAUGUAGCAUGAUUUGUACGAAAAUGAUUUAGCAUCUACAUCAGUUAGUCUGUCGAUGAAAUCUGAAGGACAAGAGCACACCUGACUCGCAUGGGGAUAACAUUACGCCUCCUGAGGGCUUUUCUUCUGCACACACCCCUGGUCCCCGGCACCUCCAACCCGAUCGAAGUUGGCAGGAACGACUCGGAAGCUUAUGAGCUGGCACUGCUGUGCGGGAAGGAGGAGCUGAAGUUCGGCCACUGCCUGGUCAACUGGCUGAAAUGCUACUAUAGGAAGGACUGCGGCAGGGAGCACAUGUUGAUGAAACUGAUCUGCUCAGGAGUGAGCUCCAACCAGAGCGGCCUGUCCCAUGAGUACCCUGACUGCAGAGAGGGGGGCAGCGAGGUCAGCCUGCUGGUGUCCCCCCUGGUGGUGGCGGGCAUCGUCAUCGGCCUGGUGCUCUUCCUCUCCUGCGUCACCAUCAUCGUGGGCAGCCUGCGCAAGGACGGCCGCCUGCGGAACCCCCACCUGCGCGCCAGCUACGCUCCUGACGGCUUCUCCUACGGUGGGUCCAUCGGGGAGCUGAGGUCCACCUGCAUCGAGGAGUUCCCGCCCACGUUCGACUUCGACUCCUACGUGGAGACCCUGUCUCAAGUCAACGUGAUGUACCCCGACUCACCGCCUCUAUAUGAAGAGUGUGUGGGCCCCGGUGCGACGCAGAUAUACGUCCCCACGGACGACCCUCCGCCGUAUUCCCUCAUCGACCCGUGCCACGGAGCGGACUUCGCCGAGGAGCGGCCGGGCGGGGCCUCCUGGGCGACGCGCGGCGGCGCCUCGCGCCAGUCCAUCCGGCUCCAGGAGCUCCGCCGGCAGCCGAUAGCCUCCAUCUCACUGUCGGCCCUCCCGUCGGACGAGGUGCCCCCCUACGAGGCGGUGGUGAGGGAGCAGGACCGCCCGCUUCCCCUCAUCCCCACGGACCUGCUCAAACACACGGCCCAGGACAGGCCCCCCGCGGUCUCCCACAGAAUCCUGUAG
Molecule: messenger RNA, 1336 nt
Organism: Conger conger (European conger)
Lineage: Eukaryota; Metazoa; Chordata; Actinopteri; Anguilliformes; Congridae
Gene: bean1
Product: brain expressed, associated with NEDD4, 1
Exons: 6
Coding region: 413-1336 (307 amino acids)
Source: RefSeq, a predicted model, not a curated record